Messenger RNA from Geosmithia morbida, 90 nucleotides. RefSeq lists its product as uncharacterized. Lineage: Eukaryota; Fungi; Ascomycota; Sordariomycetes; Hypocreales; Bionectriaceae. The record is from RefSeq and is a predicted model, not a curated record. The coding region runs from base 1 to 90 and encodes 29 amino acids. The transcript has 3 exons.
AUGGCUGUAGCUAUAGUCCUACAGUGCAGCAGCCAUCGUACGCUCCUGCUGCUGCUACCGCUAAUGCUGCACGCAAGCCCUUGCUUUUAG